Paramuricea clavata is the source of this 540-nucleotide messenger RNA. The record is from the annotation of a GenBank genome assembly. Lineage: Eukaryota; Metazoa; Cnidaria; Anthozoa; Malacalcyonacea; Plexauridae.
AUGAUCUAUGGUGAAGAUGGUGUUAAACCGGAUCCUUCGAAGGUGGAAGCACUUGUACAUCUUACUGCCCCGACUAGCAAAGAAGAAUUGAUCAGUUUCUUAUGCAUGAUGCAAUCGAACUCGGCCUUUAUUCCCAAUUUUGCCCAGAGGUCGGCAAAGCUUCGAGAUUUGACGAAAGGGAGAGCAAGAUUUGUUUGGAGUAACGAGCAUCAGAUAUGUUUUCAAAGGCUGAUUGGCGCAUUCCGGAAAGAUGUACUUCUUAGAUACUUUGACAUGAGCAAGCCAACGUAUGUAUUCGUAGAUGCUCACAAGACCGCUCUAGGAGCAAUGCUUGCCCAAGGGAACAGUGUGAGAGAAGCCAAACCAGUCGCAUUUGCGCCCAGAACGACUAGUCAAGCUGAAGCAAAAUAUCCUCAGUUCGAUUUAGAGGCAAUGAGUCUUGAUUUUGGUCUAAUUAAGAAGGUUUCUCAAUUACCUCGUAUGAGCACCACAGAUGAUCUAUGUGGUAACGGAUCACAAACCUCUUUGUUCUAUCUUUAA